Molecule: messenger RNA, 5380 nt
Organism: Myxocyprinus asiaticus (Chinese sucker)
Lineage: Eukaryota; Metazoa; Chordata; Actinopteri; Cypriniformes; Catostomidae
Product: circadian-associated transcriptional repressor-like
Exons: 7
Coding region: 1153-2415 (420 amino acids)
Biological process (GO): circadian regulation of gene expression; negative regulation of DNA-templated transcription
Cellular component (GO): nucleus
Molecular function (GO): RNA polymerase II cis-regulatory region sequence-specific DNA binding
Source: RefSeq, a predicted model, not a curated record
UCAGGUGAAUGUUCUUGACAUUCAGCAGGGUCUGUGAAUCAGCUGCCAACAGACUGUACAGCAUAUCAAAUGUAAGCUUACAACGUGAUAGUGAGAAUGAGAUAUUAUUAUUUUAUGAUUGUCUUGCGUAAUGAUCUUGUUCCCUCUCCCAUAAUAUGUGUGAACGAGCCUCACAUACACACACAAUACGUACUAUUUUUUUUAUUUUUUUAUUUUUUUAUUUGUUUGUUUGUUUGUUUGUUAUUUCGCCCGGCGUGUGUUUACUCUUCUGCAGCGACACACAUAUGACACAAGUGGGCGGAACUACAAGACACUGGCCGGCGAAUCGCACAGAAGCAGAGCAAUUACUGGCUAGGCCGUCAGCCAAUGAGAUUGUUACUAUCUGACGGCAGUGGCCAAUGAGAGGCUGUGCGUGGAUGGCACUCAGUUGGGCACGUGCAGAGAUUCUUUCAUAUUAUGGAACACCUACCUCCGCGGCUCUACCAUAGGACAUGGAGCAUAAACAUACCGUAACAGAACGUAACGUCAACUUCGUCACGUGAGUCUUCUUAGCCAAUCAUACAAUGGCCCUGACGUCAAAUGAACCGCAUUUCAGCAUGUAACGACAGUAAAUCACCGUUUGCGGAUACCAUACAAAUGAACGCAGAGCCGUAAACUCACACCUACCUGUUGCAAAACUGUCCGUGCCUUCUAUUAUAAAAUAGCAAUUUUAGCAUCGUAAGCUCCGCGCCUAGUUUUCUCCAAAAGAACGGUUUACUUUAAAUCAUGUUGAAGAUUAGCGAACAUGUGGCUAAUUCGUUAUAUUCUGAGUUUAUUCGGCGUACUAAAGUAUGUCGUCCAUUGACAUCCAUUCAAAAAAACGGCCACUUGUCUCCUCGCCAGUGUACCGUCGCGUUUGUUUCACUAACCUUGAAGGCGCGAGCCUGGGGGAGGGGCUCUGGCACGUGUGUCCAUGCACAUGUUGACGCUGGUGAAAGGGAGGAGAGAGAAAGAGAAUGAACCCAGAGAAGAGAGAUCAUCUGUGUGAUAGACUGACUAGUCAGGACCGUCGAGAAGGGUUCGCGUUGCUUUAACAGGCGCCCUGAAGAAAACCAAGAGACAGUCGAAGACUGAAAGACAAGAUGGGUGGACAGAAAAACUCAGUAAACAGUCAUGCAGUCCACAGGAAGUACUUCCUCUCAGCCCUCACAGGAUUCGCUGAGCUCCAGAGACAGUUUCCUGUUCAGUGAAGACAAUCCGGAUGUCUUCCUCUUGGAAGACAGGGACAUGACACGUGUAUCCCGCUCAGCUCAGUCCAAUUCCUCUAGAGGUAGUCUUUACAGUGUGGACGGAGAGCUGGAGCGUCCUGGAUCUCAGUGGGCGUGUGAUGGGUUCAGUGAAUCCCGUUACUCGGAGAGAUCAGAGGACAAUGGUCAAGAUAGGUCAUCGUUCCUGUCCCUCUCCUCCUCGACUUCGUCUGGAUUGGUUUGGAGCUGCUCUGAGAGCGAGCGAGGGAAAGAUGGAGGAGGAUCUGAAGGAGACCUGCUGUUUGCUCGUAAGUGUACAGAGCUCCAGGGAUUUGUCAGGCCUCUGCUGGAGCUUCUAAACGGACUGAAGAAAGGACGAUUUGACAAAGGUCUGAGCAGUUUUCAGCAAAGUGUUGCAAUGGACAGAAUUCAGAGGAUUGUGGGAGUCCUGCAGAAACCACAUAGUGGGGAGAAGUACCUGCCCACUUUGCUGCAGAUAGAGGUGAUGUUGAAGCUUUGGUUUCCCCAAGUGAUUUCUCAAGCUUCUGUGACACCUAACCCUGCUGACCUUUCACUUCAGAACAAUUCCAGCCAUGGCAGCAGCAAGAUCACUCCCCCCCACAAGCACAAAGACCAACUACACAUUCCAGUCAAGAAGCGAAGGUUGAGCUGGUCGGACACAGACUCGCCCUCCUCCUCACCUCUCGUGGUGUGUAAGCGCUCCAAAAUCAAAUGCUGUAAGGAGCAACAUCAGUGGUCAUAUGUUGAUGGAGGGGAGGGUUCUUCAGGGGCCUCUCCCCAUUCCUCACACACUAACCAAUCAGAAAAGAGAGUAGGUGAAACCUCGGCACACAAGGCAAUCCGGUGGUCAGGUUCAAGCCUAACAUGGGUGCAAUUCGCUCCUAUCUUCUCCCCACCUAAGUCUGGUCCCUCUCAUAAAGGCGGAGCGGCUAAAGAGAGAGGGAGCGGCUAUGUCCCUCUUCCAGUGUCUCCUGUCACCAGCAGGAUCAGCCCAGCCAUGCAGGACAGCUCCAUCUCCUCCACCACACCUUUUUCAGAGCCAAAUGGAUGCCAAUCCCAGCCUGUCACCUUGGGGAAUGCAAGUCCGUUACAGGGGUGUACCCAGACUCCACCAAUCACAAUGAAGCCUUCAAGCCUGGUAGAGCAGCAAAGCCCUUUACAAACCUGAUGCAGAAACACCAAGCACAACCAGCAGAGAAUCUUCUCUGUGUCAGAGAGAAUGCAAAGAAGAGUGAAGGACUGAAGCGUUGAGAUGUUUAAAAGUUUUGUCUAUUACAAUGAUUGCAACAGUAUUUCUAAAGAAUCUUGGAGAAGUUUAAACUCAACAUGUAAGACUUGAAUUUUGAUAUUAAUUGGAAAUUGGACUGCAAAUGAGAGUACCUAAAUUCAAGGUGAAGUGUGUAAUAUAUGUACCGUUGCACCAGUUGCAAAAGCAAUGACUCUCUUCCAUUGGUCUGACAAACAGAUAGUCAAACUCAUGUCAUUGGUUGAGCCAAUGUUGCUGUGUCAGGCUGGUCUGGAUGCUCAAACAAACACCAGUGUUUUAUUUGCAUCAAAGUGUGUUUACACUUUUCGGGGGAAUUAGACUAUUACGUCCACAUUAAUCCAGAUACAUUUGAUAACGGCUUUGUCAUUUUCGAAACGCUCUCCAUCGUUCAAACGUUUUCCAAAAUUUGCUCGUCCACACUGAAAUGUAUGAAAACUCUUAAAUCCCCUUACUGCACAUGCGAAAAAUCACCCUUCCAUGUACGGUCUGAAACGCAAUUGUCCUUGUGUUCCGUCGAGGGACAGCAAUUCAGAGUAAAAAAGUGAAAGUUGUACAAAGUAACAUUUAUCUUUAACUACGCCAUCAAAGUGAAUAGCGGGCACAACAACGCCGCUACAACAUCUAGAUUAUUUUGGGUUGAAUAGAUCACAUGACUGCAUUGUUUUUCAGAUAUCUCCAUUUCAACCGUCCACACUACAAUGCGAAGACGCCAUUAUCAAAUUUAUCCACUUGGGAAAGCGUUUUCGAAAAGCUCAGUUUUUGCGUCUCUGUUUGGACGGGAGGCCAAAAACGUUGAGGAAAACAUGCGUGUUCAAAUGAAAACGUAUUAGUGUGGACUUGGCCUGAGUCUACAGAUGGCUUUUAACACCCAAAAAAUGAAACAAUUCACCUUUAAGAAAAUGUGAUAUCAGUUGUGAAUUUGGAGUGUUUGCAAGAGUGUUAAAAUCUGAGGGAGAAGAGUGAUUGAUUUUGCUUUGAAUCCCAAAAUAAGGUCAAAUUAAGACCAGAAGGCAAUCAUUUUAAUGAAAGGUAAACACAAGGUCAAACUGCUGGCAGGAUCAAUCAUUUGAAUACUUUAUAUCAUUGAAGAGAUAACAUAAAAAAGGGUCUGUUUUUGCCAUGACUGUGUUGUCUCUAAAAUUGCUACUGAGAAUGUUGGUUGUCAUUAAAACUUGACAAAGCAGCCAGUUAGACAACACAGAUUUGGCAUGAAAGGCGCUUUUUGUAGCUCUAAAGGAAAAAAAUGUAGCAGCAACAUAACUGACUUUCUAAUAUCUGACUCCUUAAGAAUUUAUGAGUGGGUUGUAACAGAGGAUUUUAGCAUUUUCUUUUUAUUUUUUUUUUACUGCAUUUUAUAAAGGAAAUACAUUUUUCCCAUCCAAGUGGAACUUUUUGUGCUUGCAGUUGUGGGAUUUGAAAUGUAAAUGAAACCACUUUAUUUAUUUGCUGUAGAAUCUGUGUGAAAACCACUUGAAGUGGAAGAAUUACCAACCAAUGCUACAUUAAGUUAGCGUGGCUGAAUUGCGUAACUAAUUCAGAUAUGGCCAGUGGCAUAUUCCGUGAUUCUCAACCUGAUACAAUGAAAGAAAAUGAUGUACUAGCUUGGUUGGGAGAGAAGGGAAAAUGUCUGCGUCUGUGUCUGCUUCGUUGAUGUGAUAUCCUUUACGUAUGUGUACGGUGCUGAUUGUCUAUUAAAGAGACUGCAUAGUGAAAGCUGGGUAGAUGGAAAAACCUUGCUUUCAUAUAUGACAAAAAAAAAAAAAAAUCAUUUGUCAUUAUUUACUUACCUUUAUGUUGUUCCAAAUCUGUAUGACAUUUCUGUCUUCUGAAGUAAUAGGUAAAAUGUUAGGGACUGACAGCCUCAGUCACCAUUCACUGUUAUUGUAUGGAGAGAAAAAAGAUGCAAUGAAAAUGAAUGAUGACUAAGGCUAACAUUUCAAAAUUCAUAAGUUUUCAAACUAUUUUGUGUCUUGCCUCCGUGUUAUUUCCAGGUAUGAAGUGUUCCAUGGAAGAAAGAAAGUCAUACAGGUUUGGAACAACAUAAGGAUGAGUAAAUAAUGAAAUUAUUUUCAUUUUUGUGUGAACUAUCCCUUUAAGUGCGUGGAUGGGACUGUGAUGCUAGACAUCCGCUUGAACAAGGGUCAACAGUCAAAAGAAGGAGGGCAGUCACCGUGAUAAAACAGUUCUAAGAUGCCAACCCGAGGAAUCUUUAUUUAUUAUUUUGUUGUUUUCAACAUUUAUUUAUGUUUAUUUGUAUAUGUAUUUAUUCAAAAGGCAGCUGAGUUCAUUAGAGCUUGGUUUGUGUGGACUCUUUUUCAUGGACUGGAGUUGCUGUGUUUGAAGUUUUUAAUAUCUGUGUAAUGGAAGAGGUGGGAUAAAGGAAAUUUCAGAUUGGGAAACCUGUGCCUUUUCUCCAAAAGGAUGUGUGUAAAUAUGCAUACUUGUUGAUUGUGUAUUUUUAUCAAAUGAUAUAGAACACAAAAGCUCAAAACUUUUUGUAAUGCAUACAUUUUGUUCAUAAGAAUACUGCAUUUGAAUACACAGUAAACAGUGACCAAUAAAAACACAGUGAACUACAGUUUCUAGUUUAAAUGAUAAUAAAUAACUAUGCCAGUUGGUAGUCAUAGCAACAUUCGAAGUGAUGUAUCUUCUGAUCAAUCUCUGCAGGUAGUUGUGAUGCACCCAGGAAGUUGAUGGUUUGUUAAAAAAAUAUUUAUUGGAUUAAUAUUUUUUUCUGGGCUUAAAGAAAUAUAAUGUUGAUAUGCUCAUGUAUCAGUGGAUUAAAAAAAUAAAUUCGAAAACUGAAUUUUGGUGGAUGUAAACAAUGAGGGACAAACAAAUUGCAACAACUUCACAUGCUGCUAAA